AUGUGCCAGCCCAAGCUCCCACCCCCCAGCGAUCUGGUGGCGGGGUUAACCUCCUCCCCACCCACCCUCCCCUGCCGCUUCCUGUACGAUGCCAAGGGCUCCCAGCUCUACUCCCAGAUCACCGACCUCCCUGAGUACACCCCGUACCGCGCCGAGCUGGGCCUGCUCAAGGAGCAUGGCACAAAGCUGGCCACCCUCAUCCCCCCCCACGCCCUGGUCGUGGAACUGGGGUGCGGGGACGCCACCAAGACCUCUCACCUCAUCCACUCCCUGCUGGCCUCCCGCGAACCCGGCGCGGUGAGGUUCGUGGGCAUCGACGUCAGCGCCGAGGCCCUGCGCCAGACCGACCGCACACUGCGCGAGAGGUGCCCGGACCUGCCCGCCGCGGGGAUCCAGCUGGUGGAGGCGGACUACCUGACGGGCCUGCGCGCCGUGCGCAGCGCCAACCCGGACGCCACGCUGUGCCUGCUGUGGCUGGGCAGCUCCAUCGGGAACUUUGGCGAGGGCGAGGCCUCCGAGUUCCUGGCCGGCCUGGUGGCGGCGGCGGGCGGCGACACGCGCGUCAUCCUGGGCGCCGACGGCUGGAAGGACCGGGGCGUGCUGCACGCCGCCUACUGCGACGCCGCCGGCGUCACCGAGCGCUUCAUCGUCAACGGCGUGCAGCACGCGCUGCGCUUGCUGAGGCACCCGGACGCGCGCGCGGCCGACCUGUGGGACUACGAGGUCGUGGUGAACGAGCGGAGGAGCCAGGUGGAGAUGUGGGUGUCGCCUAAGCGGCGGGUGUCUGACAUCGUGCCGGGCGUCAGUCUGGAAGCUGGGGAGAAGCUGCUGGUGGAGAUCUCCAGGAAGUUCACGCCCCUGAGCAUCGCCGCGCUAGCCGAUCAGGCCGGCCUAGUCGUGCAGGAGUCGUGGCGCACGCCCGGCUACUCCCUGCAGCUCCUGCUGCCGGCCGUGCAGGCCCUGCAGGACGCCUGGCGCGACACCGACACCCUCUUCUCGUCGGUUGCCAGCUGGUCCGCCCAGCCCAUCGGCCUGCGCCACCCCUUUUCUUUCUACUACGGCCACCUGGCCUCCUUUGCGCGCUCGCGGCUGCUGCCCGGGCGGCCCGCCGGCCACCUGGACCUGCUGUACAGCCGCGGCAUCGACCCCUGCGUCGUCGACCCCAGCCGGUGCCACGCCCACCCCCCGCCCCCGCCCACCUGGCCGGGCAGGGAGGAGGUGCGUGCCUACGCGGUGGGCGUCCGCGCCGAGGUGCUGGCCGACGCGCGGGCGCUGCCGGCGCGCACGCACGCGCUGCACAUGGUGCUGGAGCACGAGCGGAUGCACCAGGAGACGCUGUGCUACAUGCUGGCGCAGCAGCGCGGCGCGGACGCCGCGCUGACUCAGCGAGAGGGGGUGCUGGGGGCCUUGGCCGGCCGCUGGGCGGGGUGCAGCUACCGGGCGACUGAGCAGCGCUGUGCCGACGCCGCGUGGGUCCAUGUCCCCGCCACCCAGAUCCAGCUGGGGCUGGGCAGGGCGGCGCGCCACGGGUUUGUCUGGGACAACGAGCUGGGUACGCCGGCACCACAGGCGGUGCCGGCCUUCCGUCUGGCUUCCCACCCCGUGUCUGUGAGGGAGUACAAGGCCUUCAUGGACGAGGCGCAGCCAUAUGAGAGAGAAGGACUGUGGUCUGCCGGGGACUGGGCGCACAUCUCCAGCUCAGGCUGGAAGAGGCCGGCCGGCUGGAUCCUUGACCAGGAGGGCCGUCUGCAUGUUGGCCUGCCCGAGGCCGUCUAUCAGUGGGAAGAGGUGGCGGACUGUCCAGUCUACGUCAGUCUAGCUGAAGCCGAGGCGUUUGCCAGGUGGGCUGGGGGCCGCGUCAUGACGGAGGAGGAGUACGCCGCCGCCGUCCAACACAAGGAGCUGCAGGGCCUGCUCAGGAGCGUGGCAGCCGAGGCAGAUGAGCAAGCCACCGCCCACUGCCUCGAGUCUGGUGGCUGGGAGUGGACAAGCACCCCAUUCAAGCCUUUCCAGGGAUUCAAGGCCGACCCCAUGUACCCUGAGUACAGCGUUGACUUCUUUGAUGAUCAGCACUAUGUCUUGAAGGGCGCAUCACCUUACACUCACCCCUCCAUUCAGAGGGGGACGUUCCGUAACUUCUAUCAACGGCUGUAUCCCUUUGUCAUGGCCAAGUUCCGGGUCGUCCUGGAGGCCACCAUGGCAUCUGCCUGA
Auxenochlorella protothecoides is the source of this 2211-nucleotide messenger RNA. RefSeq names its product Meiotically up-regulated protein 158 protein. The coding region runs from base 1 to 2211 and encodes 736 amino acids. The transcript has 6 exons. The record is from RefSeq and is a predicted model, not a curated record. NCBI's taxonomy places the organism in Eukaryota, Viridiplantae, Chlorophyta, Trebouxiophyceae, Chlorellales, Chlorellaceae.